UGCGACGUACUCUUCGGGCUGUUUGAACAUGGCGCUUGUUGUUGUUAUAUGUCGACAUUAAAAAUAUAAUUAUGCAGUUUUAUUAAGCAAAUUACGGUUUUUUUUCCACACGGUGGAGUAGAAGUGCGAGUUGCUUGUCAGAUGUGUCCACUAUGAGUGGGGGUUUGGCACCGAGCAAAAGCACAGUGUAUGUGUCCAACCUGCCUUUUUCUCUCACCAACAACGACCUACACAAGCUUUUCACCAAAUAUGGAAAGGUUGUAAAGGUUACGAUUGUAAAAGAUAAAGACACUCGCAAGAGUAAAGGGGUGGCAUUCGUCCUCUUCUUGGACAGAGAAUCGGCUCGUACCUGUGCACGAGCGGUGAACAACAAACAGCUGUUUGGCAGAACGGUGAAAGCGAGCAUCGCCAUCGACAACGGGCGAGCGGCCGAGUUCAUCAGGAGACGGAACUACACCGACAAGUCCAGGUGUUAUGAAUGUGGGGAUGUAGGCCACCUGAGCUAUGCGUGUCCCAAAAACAUGCUGGGAGAGAGGGAGCCUCCGAAAAAGAAAGAAAAGAAAAAGAAGAAGAAGGCUCAAGAAGCUGAGCAGGUUGAAGAAGAAGAAAGUGAGGAAGAGGGAGAGGACCCGGCUCUAGAUAGUCUCAGCCAAGCUAUUGCUUUUCAGCAAGCCUGUAUUGAGGAAGAGGAGGAAAAGCGGAGGAAGAAACCCGUUGCGUCUCAAGAGGAUGGUAGUCAGCCUUCAACAUCUACAGACUCCAGGAAGCCAAGGAUCAAAAAGAGCGCUUACUUCAGCGAUGAGGAGGAGCUCAGUGACUAAAAAUAUGUUUUUUUGUACUACACUGAGAAAGAACAGUAGGGCAACUAUUGAUUUAGUUUUAUCACCUGGAAUCCAUUCCUAGUACUUUAUACUAGUAAAGGUGUUUUUUUUUUUUUUUUUUUUUCCCCCCCACGUGUACAGAAUUUAGUCAUGAUGUUCUAUGGUUUUUAGAAAUUGUUGAAUUAACCGUAUUAUAAUCAGAAUUGGAGUUCAAACCUUUGUCAGUAUACAGUGCGCACAUUUAUUUAUUUUAUUUUUUGUGGAAUUGUGUAGUGACCUUGGUGGCAACCAGACCUACGCUUUGGGAAUGAAAGAAACUGACAGUCAAGCUACAUGUAAUUUCAAAAACAGGGAGAGAUGAAGAAGUGUCUGUUUAAGCAACGUUCAUACAAAAUAUUUCCUGCCGGGUUUGCGUGGAGUUACGACCAUGGUGUUCCAGUUUUAUAACAUGUUGUUGGGAAAGAAAAGAAUCAGGAAACAGUCUCUCUCUCUCUCUCAGACCCCAUUCACUGUGUGCCUAGUUCGGCGUUUCUCUCUCACUUUUCCUUUUGUAGCUUAAUUCUUAGAAUAUUCUUUCUGCAGGUCCUUUGUCCCAGUCUGGCCCUGUUAUUUCAGUUUUAGAAUACAACUGUUGUUGAAAGAUUAAAAAAAAAAAAUCUGAAAAAUACCACUUUGCUCCUCUGAUUUAGAAAAUUUCUGUCAGAAAAUGGUCUCUCUCUCUCUCUCUCUCUCUCUCUCUCUCAUGGACCCCAUUCACUGCAUACUUUCUUUGACCCUCUCCCUUGCUUUUUCUUUUGGAGCUAAAUUCUUACAGUAUUCUUUCUGCAGGGCCUGUGUCUGGUCUGGCUGUGCCUUUUUUUUUUUUCUUUUUUUUUUUUAGUUUUAGAACAUAACAGUAGUGAAACCAUCAAAAACUAACAGUUCUCUGAUUUUAGUACAUUUCUCUGGGGAAUCAGUAUCUUGUCAUUGUUAACCACACCUGCUCCUAAUCCAUCAUAAAUCUAGCAUAUUAUAUAAAGAAAAAGUUGCUUUUUGGAUUGAUCAGAUGCAUCAAAGUUUACAACAUUUUCAUGAGUUUGUCAUCAUUAUGUUCCAUUUUAAUCUGAGUUGCAAAAUACCUUUUUUGUGUUAUUGUGUCAAAUUAGAAGUGAUGGACUUGUCUGCUGUACUAUUCACUUGUUGCAUUUCACAGGGUACAAUCUAGGCUUUUCUCAAGCCUAGAAACUUAAAAAUAAAAUUAAAAUCUUGUCAUUCAAACAGGAAUGUGGAUCUGAAUGCUUGUUUAAUGCAGGGUUUUGAUGGCUGUACAUAGAUAUUUUAUAAGAGCUCCCCUUUGUUUUAUCAUAACAUUUAUAGCUGAAGAAAAGAACAGAUAAUACAAGUUUUAGAGUUAUGGUUUAUAUAUAUAUAUUAGACUUUAUUGUACUGAUUUAUGUUUCAAG
This is a messenger RNA of Thalassophryne amazonica, 2263 nucleotides long. It is a transcript of the gene zcrb1, whose product is annotated as zinc finger CCHC-type and RNA binding motif 1. Gene Ontology annotation, biological process: mRNA splicing, via spliceosome. The record is from RefSeq and is a predicted model, not a curated record. The coding region runs from base 153 to 821 and encodes 222 amino acids. Gene Ontology annotation, cellular component: U12-type spliceosomal complex. The transcript is spliced from 8 exons. Gene Ontology annotation, molecular function: RNA binding; zinc ion binding. Lineage: Eukaryota; Metazoa; Chordata; Actinopteri; Batrachoidiformes; Batrachoididae.